GCAGCACGUGGGGGCGGUGCCGGUCGGAGGGUUCUGCGUCCACUUGGCUUGUGGUAGCGAGGCUGGCCGCGGCGAUAGCAGAGCACGAGGGGCGGGGCGCUGGGGGCCGGAGAGACGCUGCAGAAUCCGGAGACCGGCUAAGGUCCAUGGAGGGCUCAGGAGAACUGCCGGGCCCACAGCCACCGCAUCCCGGGGACCACCACAUCCGCGACGGUGACUUCGUGGUGCUGAAACGGGAAGAUGUGUUCAAAGCAGUGCAAGUCCAGCGGAGAAAAAAAGUAACUUUUGAAAAACAGUGGUUCUAUCUGGAUAACGUCAUUGGCCAUAGUUAUGGAACCACAUUUGAAGUGACCAAUGGAGGAAGCCUUCAGCCUAAGAAGAAGAAGGAAGAGCCUGCUUCAGAGACCAAAGAAGCAGGCACUGAUAAUCGAAAUAUAAUUGAUGAUGGGAAAUCUCAGAAACUUACUCAAGAUGACAUAAAAGCUUUAAAGGACAAAGGCAUUAAAGGAGAGGAAAUAGUUCAGCAGUUAAUUGAAAAUAGUACAACAUUCCGGGACAAGACAGAAUUUGCUCAAGAUAAAUAUAUAAAAAAGAAGAAAAAGAAGUAUGAAGCCAUCAUUACUGUUGUGAAGCCAUCCACCCGCAUUCUUUCAAUUAUGUAUUAUGCAAGAGAACCUGGAAAAAUUAACCACAUGAGAUAUGAUACACUAGCCCAGAUGUUGACUUUGGGAAAUGUCCGUGCUGGCAAUAAAAUGAUUGUAAUGGAAACCUGUGCAGGCUUGGUGCUGGGUGCAAUGAUGGAACGGAUGGGAGGUUUUGGUUCCAUUAUUCAGCUGUACCCUGGAGGUGGACCUGUUCGGGCAGCAACAGCAUGUUUUGGAUUCCCCAAAUCUUUCCUCAGUGGUCUUUAUGAUUUCCCACUCAACAAAGUGGACAGUCUCCUAAAUGGAACAUUUUCUGCGGAGAUGUUAUCUUCAGAGCCUAAAUACGGUGCUUCUGCUGAAGAAAGUAAUGGCACCCUGGAGGAAAAACAGACUUUGGAACAGGAGAAUGAAGACAACGUGGCAGAAGCGCAAGAGAGCCAUCGCUCACCGGAACAGGAAACAAUGGAAAUCGUCUCACAAGAUCCAGACUAUAAGGAGUCUAAAGAGAAAGGAAGCAAAAAGGAUUAUAUUCAGGAAAAGCAGAGGAGACAAGAAGAGCAAAGGAAAAGACACUUAGAGGCUGCUGCUCUGCUGAGUGAAAGAAACUCAGAUGGUUUAAUUGUUGCUAGUCGUUUCCAUCCCACUCCGCUCCUGCUGUCUUUGCUGGACUUCGUGGCCCCUUCAAGACCAUUUGUGGUCUACUGUCAGUAUAAAGAGCCCCUGUUGGAAUGCUACACAAAACUGCGGGAAAGAGGAGGGGUCAUCAACCUCAGGCUGUCGGAAACCUGGCUCAGGAAUUACCAGGUUUUGCCAGAUCGAAGUCAUCCCAAACUACUGAUGAGCGGAGGUGGGGGGUACCUUCUAUCAGGCUUCACUGUCGCCAUGGAUAACCUUAAAGCCGACCCCAGUCUCAAAUCCAACGCAAGCACUUUAGAAUCACACAAGACUGAAGAGCCAGCAGCUAAAAAACGGAAAUGCCCGGAGUCUGACUCUUAACCUUUCAGAAAUUGCUCUGAUUUUUUUCCUCAGGCGCUAUAUAGUUAGUAAUUAAACUUUAAAUGCCAUCACUAAUUGUUUUCUCAUCUUCUAAAAGUAAGUCUAUACACUUGUUCCUGGGAAGGACGAGUAAGCCUUUUGUCCACCUCUGGAACAGAUAAAUUUGGUCUAUGAGAACAUCGAGCCAGAAUACCCAAGCCUGGGGUAUACACAGUGGACUAGUGUGUAUGUGGCCAAUUCUGUUUAUUUCACAAAAAUCCUCUAAGUGCUUGUAGUACUCUGUGAAAAUAUCUUGAGAAUUUAGACAUUCUAAAAAUAUCUUUAUACAAGACUUCGUUUAUACGUUAAACUAAGUGGAAUGACACAAUAUAUCCAAAACUUGGGUACUGAAAGCAAGAAUCUGUGGAAGAGAUUUCUUGUGUUCAUUCCACUCUCUUCAACCGAAGCAAUAUGGAUGUGUGAGUAUAUGAGAUUGACAGCACCAAAAAUACCCUCCUUGUUCCCUCCGUUGGAAUAAACUUUUUUAAAACACUAGAUUUUUUUAUUUUAAUAGUUGACAGCUUAGGAAAGUUCUGAGUAUUUAUUGUACUGCUUUUUUGGGUCAAUACACAAAGGGGUAGUAGUGUACUUUUUUGCGUUAAUUUGCCCAUCUCCUCAUUCUUUGUUCCAAGUGAAAUGCUAGAAUUUUUGUGUUUUAUUAAGUUAAAGGAAACAGCAAAGGUUUUUUUCCCCCAUCCAGAGACUUACAGAAAUAGACACACACUCGUGUUUAUGGCUAUUGGUAUAUACACACAUAUAUAUUUAUAUAUACGUAUGGAAACAGAGAAUGCACUAUUUAUAGGAUCUAUGACAAAGUUUAGUGCAGGGCUUUGACCAGUUCUCAUUGCAUUAGCGUCACUCCUUGUCAAGUGUAUUUUAAAGUGCCUUUUUUGGUGAUUAUUAAUGCUGGUCUGUUGAGCUCGGGCAUGAUUAGGUGGUUAGUCUUUCUAAGCUCUGAAAAAUGUAUAAUCAAAUUUGGUCAUCUGCUAUAGCCAAGGAGAGUAUUUAGAGUAAGCUGUGGCCCUUGUCUUGCUCACUAAAUAUGCUCGUAAUGUGUAUCGUUGACAUCAUUAUAGCAUAGAUGCUGAUCAGCAAGGAGCAUCUCAGACAAAAAGAAAUUUUCCUAAUAGCAUGUACUAUCCUGAUAAUGGUCAAUGUGAUCACCAACCAGUACAGGUUUGAUUCCUUUUUCUUAAAACAAUGGCUUUUAAAAAAUAAAAGUGUUUCCUAUUACGAUUUGUCUGAUUUACAUUAAUGAUGGGGUCAGUGACACUGCAUUCGCUGGCUUUCAGCUGAUUGUGACACGUGGUCUAUAUAAGAAAACAGGCCCACAUCAACACCUCACUGAACAUGUCCUUACAAACAGUCGCCACCCACAUACAACCUGUCCCAGUUUGUCCAGGAGAACACGUGUGCACAGACUGGAUUCUGUAGUGGCUGGUCCCCACUGGUUACUCUUGUUUAAAUCCUCUCCUCGGGAUUCAUCCAGUUUUCAAGGCUCAUCUCAUUUCAUUCAUUCUGGACGUCGGCACUAUCAAGGCAUGUGCCCAUGGAGCCACCCCUGGAGCUGACUUGUGAACUCCUGUCCUGUACCAGCAGCAAAAGUUAACCUUAACCUGUGUUACUUCUUUUUUUCUCUUGCCUAUAAUGUACUUCAUCUUUGAGGACUGAUGCUUAAUUCAAUAACUUGAAAACUUAGUGUGUGCCAGAAUUCCCUGGUGGGCUUAUUAAAUCCGGAUUGGUAACA
Neogale vison (American mink) is the source of this 3426-nucleotide messenger RNA. It is a transcript of the gene TRMT6, whose product is annotated as tRNA methyltransferase 6 non-catalytic subunit. The transcript is spliced from 11 exons. Gene Ontology annotation, biological process: tRNA methylation. Lineage: Eukaryota; Metazoa; Chordata; Mammalia; Carnivora; Mustelidae. The record is from RefSeq and is a predicted model, not a curated record. Bases 147 to 1640 code for a protein of 497 amino acids. Gene Ontology annotation, cellular component: tRNA (m1A) methyltransferase complex; nucleus.